AUAAGGAGGCGGCCAAUGGAACAGGGCCUUUUAUAUAUAAAAUGAAUAAAAAGAUGUACCACCUGCCUUUUCAUGCUGCGGAUGCAGCUGCGGAUGCACGGGAACCAAGGAAAAAAAAAGUUUCUUCUAUUUUUACCCAAUGGGAAGUUUCCAAAAGAGAAAAUUUCUUCUUUGCUGAGUCGUGUUCCACGACCGUGGAGCUUAUUGGUGUUCUCAACAAUAAGCUUUUUUGCUUGUCGGAUGCUUAAACGGGCUGAGAUGGCGCCAAGUUCAUAUGAGUAUGACAAAGAUAGGGAAACGUGGACGGCCAUCGGAUUCGUUUGUCCGAACGCUUUUGUGGCGCAUUGCCACGGUUGGGACGGAAAUAGAAGACAGGUCUCCAAAGUGUUUUGUAAGGCGGGAAAAUAAGCCACUGGAAAUGAAAAGGUUACUCACCUGCAUCAAUCUUGCCUUCGAUUCGUCGGUGCAUGCAACGGGGUUUUUUCUUUUUAUUUUUUAUUUUUUUCGGCGCCUGUUGGUUGAAGCACAGUGCACAUCGACCUCCCCCUCCUCCGCUGCUGCCAUGGCAUUACCUUCGGUUGUUGUUCUUAUUAGCGGUUCAGGCACCAAUCUUCAAGCUCUCAUUGACGCCACUCAAAAUGGAAGCUUGAAAGCCAAUAUUGUCGCUGUCAUCUCCAACCGCAAAGCAGCCUACGGUCUUGAACGAGCGGCCAAAGCUGGUAUUCCUACCCAAACCGUAUCGUUGAAAAAGUUCAAAGACCAAGGACAAACGCGUGUCGAUUUCGAUAUUCACGUUGCGCAAACCGUUCUAGCUUAUAAACCGGACCUUGUCAUUCUUGCCGGCUGGAUGCAUAUUCUGUCGCCUGAAUUCUUGAGUUAUUUCAACAACAAUGUCAUGAAUCUGCACCCCGCACUUCCCGGUCAAUUCGACGGAGCCCAUGCGAUUGAACGUGCUUUUGAAGCCUACCAAAAGGGCGAAAUUCAAUAUACCGGCAUCAUGGUCCAUAAAGUGAUUCCCGACGUCGAUCGAGGUCAAGUCAUCUUACAACGUCAAGUGCCCAUUGAACCCAACGACACUCUCCAAGACCUCGAAACUCGCAUUCACUCGUUUGAACAUAAACUUAUUGUCGAAGGAGCUCAGAAAUUCUUGGACGAUCUUCAACAAUCCCAAUAAGUCAUGUCUUCUUGUCUUAUCUCUGUGUCUCUGUAAUAUAUCAUCAUAGAAUGGAUUCGGUGAUAAACGAAACAUUGCUACUCAGCAACCCGCCGCAUCCCCACGUUGCCAAUGGAGACAAAACUCUUUCAACCUUGACUACAGAAAACUCACGUCGAACAGAAAAAAAAAAAGAAAAGCCAAUUUUGCAAAAUAUA
Messenger RNA from Radiomyces spectabilis, 1371 nucleotides. RefSeq names its product formyl transferase-domain-containing protein. The record is from RefSeq and is a predicted model, not a curated record. Gene Ontology annotation, cellular component: cytoplasm. The transcript has a single exon. Gene Ontology annotation, molecular function: phosphoribosylglycinamide formyltransferase activity. The coding region runs from base 275 to 1174 and encodes 299 amino acids. Lineage: Eukaryota; Fungi; Mucoromycota; Mucoromycetes; Mucorales; Radiomycetaceae. Gene Ontology annotation, biological process: 'de novo' IMP biosynthetic process.